UCUUAUGUAACAUACUUCGCAUUCAUCGAUCUGUCAUUUUAUUCAAACCUAUAAAAUUAUUUAUUAAUAUAGAAAAGAUAAACGCGUUAUAACGAAGUUUCUCAUCCGAAAAGUGCAAUAUUAUGGGCAAUUGCCUUAAACCGAGGGAUCCCUUAGAGGCUAUUCUUCCGAGAGAGACCGGAAUCGAUGCAUCGGCUGUUAGAGAAGUUAAUUUACCGAUAGUAUGCCUGAUCGGUGGACCAGGUUCAGGAAAGUCUACGCAAUCGAAAAAAGUGUCAGAAAAAUUUCGCUGGAUAAUUAUAUCAAGCUCUGAGAUACUUCGCGACGAGGUUCACAAGAGAUCAAUAAAAGGAGUCGUUUUAGCGAGAUAUAUGUCUCAAGGUCGAUUGGUACCAGCCGACGUUUUAAUAGAACUAAUUAAAACGAAGAUGUUGAACCAUCUUAACACAACGAAUGGAUUCUUUUUAACUGGAUUCCCACGUGAAAAAGAGCAAGGGAAAAUAUUUGAAAGACAGGUGAAACCAUUUGAUCUGUUGAUCUAUUUAUCAGCGAGGAAUUCAGUACUACGUGACAGAGCAAUGGCUAAGGCUGUAAUGAUGAGUGAAAGACUCGAGCAGAGCGAGGAGAGGAUGAAAGACCGCAUAAACAUUUUUCACAAGAUGAAUAAACCCGUAUUACGUCAUUACAAGAAAAAACUCGUUGUGAUAAACGCCGAGAAUGAUGAUGAAAACGUAUUCGCAGACAUAUGUCGAGAGAUGGAGUAUAUCUUAAAAAAACUAUCGGCAGAAAAGCAAUCGCGAACCGCUGCUUCAUAUUCUAGCUCGUAAUUGUUAUAUUGUGUAUAGUUUUUCCGAAAAAAACAAAAAGAAAAUAUUGUAUAAAAUUUCAAGA
Molecule: messenger RNA, 891 nt
Organism: Vespula pensylvanica (western yellowjacket)
Lineage: Eukaryota; Metazoa; Arthropoda; Insecta; Hymenoptera; Vespidae
Product: adenylate kinase isoenzyme 1-like
Exons: 3
Coding region: 123-827 (234 amino acids)
Biological process (GO): nucleoside triphosphate biosynthetic process
Cellular component (GO): cytosol; cytoplasm
Molecular function (GO): ATP binding; AMP kinase activity
Source: RefSeq, a predicted model, not a curated record